Colletotrichum lupini is the source of this 498-nucleotide messenger RNA. RefSeq lists its product as uncharacterized. Lineage: Eukaryota; Fungi; Ascomycota; Sordariomycetes; Glomerellales; Glomerellaceae. The transcript has a single exon. The record is from RefSeq and is a predicted model, not a curated record. Bases 1 to 498 code for a protein of 165 amino acids.
AUGUGUUUGGGCGCGGUCGUUGUGCUCCUCGUGAUGACCCGUGACCGGCCAGCAGAGGUGGCGAUGAUAUUGUCUAAUGACACGUCGUGCUUUGUGGCUUGCUCUCUAGUUUUUCGUGGUCAGAGCCCACUCGCGGCCACGAGCAGGCCCUUUGGAUGCAGAUUCAAUGCCGAGGAUGACAUUGUGCCCAAGGUGACCUCUGCAGACGCGAGCGGGCGUGGUUCGAUCAAUUUGGUGCUGGUUUCAAGAGUAUCGUUCUCGCUUUUGUUGGUGUUUCAAGACCAUACAGAACCUCUACUUCGUUUCAUCGUUAGGAAGACUGCAUCUGGCCUGCAGAGCGCGACCUCGACAGAAAGGCGACUCAUUAAGUUGAACCACAGUCGGCUCGAUUCGAGUCGAUUCGAGGAGAAACGAUGCAUUAUUGAGGGAAUUGGCAGUUUCUUAGUAGAGAAGACGCGUAGGCUGUCGGUGGAUUUGGUUGCGCCAGUGCAGCACUGA